This is a messenger RNA of Mytilinidion resinicola, 2238 nucleotides long. RefSeq lists its product as uncharacterized. Gene Ontology annotation, molecular function: RNA polymerase II cis-regulatory region sequence-specific DNA binding; DNA-binding transcription factor activity, RNA polymerase II-specific. NCBI's taxonomy places the organism in Eukaryota, Fungi, Ascomycota, Dothideomycetes, Mytilinidiales, Mytilinidiaceae. Gene Ontology annotation, biological process: regulation of transcription by RNA polymerase II. The record is from RefSeq and is a predicted model, not a curated record. The coding region runs from base 1 to 2238 and encodes 745 amino acids. The transcript has a single exon.
AUGGCCUCAACCCGCCGCCAGCCCUCUCUGCAGAUUUUCCAGGACCCCGUCUCACCAAGCCACGAUGAGGUCGCUGGCUUCGAGGCACAACUCCUCUCCGCCCUGGGCCCCGUUACCGACGUGUCAUCCGACCACCAUACCCUCCUAAACCCGCCAGACUCGCAGGAGAACCUCCCCUCGCCGCGGAAAACGAGCCGCGUCUCCAGCUCUCCACCCCCACACGCCCUCUCCGAGGCCUCGCUCAACGCCGUGUCCAUCCCCCCUCCCACCGAGUCCAUCUUCGCUACCGACUCGCCGAUGAAGCGUGUUCCUCGUCCACUGCAGAAGCAGGCAAAGCUGCUGGCCAAGGACCCGAAUGCCUUGUUCACGACCUUCCCGUCAGCCCAGUUCGAUAAGGAGAACACAUACUCGGCUUUGCCCACCGUCCCAUAUUCGGAUCCCAUCUACGGGCAGAAGGGAGCGGGAAAGCGCACCUUGAUGGACGCUGCUCCUCUCCGCGACCGCAAGGACAAGAAGCCGAAAACCACAGAUGACGACAUCAGUCCGCUUCCCGAUUGGGAUCAGAUGCCCGAUGUCGAGGACGAUGGCGGCAAGCCGCCAUUCAGCUACGCUAACCUCAUCGGCAUGGCCAUUCUGCGCUCUCCUCAACGUCGAUUGACCCUCGCCCAGAUCUACAAGUGGAUCUCCGACAACUUUGUCUACUACCGCCAGCCCGAGACAGGAUGGCAGAACAGCAUCCGCCAUAACCUUAGCCUGAGCAAGACCUUCCUCAAGCAGGAACGACCAAAGGAUGAUCCCGGAAAGGGCAACUACUGGUACAUCAAGCCAGGAUGUGAGAAGGCCUAUCACAAGGCCAAGUCAUCGCGUCGCGUCACGAAUCCUGACGGCUUCAUGAACUCGAGUGGCAAUCUACCACGCCCUUCAACCUCUUCUGGAGAGCGUUCGUUUGCCGUCGAGUCGAGCGCCGUGAAGCAUGUCGACUCAGCCAAGUUCCCAGACGAGACAGAGCUAUCAUCGGACGCCACCAUCCCUUGCUCGGACCCCGCUGCCCACGACGGCCAGCAGGUCGAGCACCAUAUGCCACCUCCGCCUCGCACUCAAAUCCCUUCGUCCCCACCGCCAGCAGACAUCCACUCCUCCCCGCCUCCACCCAUCACGCGUUCUGCGCGCGAAGGCACGCCCCCACGCGUCCCUCGCUACCCCACCCAGAGCCGUUCUGGCGGACGGAAGCGUAAGUUCGGUGGACUGGGAGACAGCGGUUACUAUUCCUCCAUUGAGUCAUCUGCUAUGAAAGGCAAUCCUCUGGGUGCUCUCUUAACCUCAGAAGCCGACCUCGACCGUCCCGUCAUCAAGCGAGGACGCGCUGAGGAGGAAAUCGCUCGCAUCCGUGGAUCGUCAUAUGACAGCCCUUCAAAGACGCGUUCUUUCCUGAAGCCACCAACCACCUCCAGGAUCCCGUCUUCGUCGCCCUUCCGAGGAUUCGUUGCGAACGUUGAGGAUCCUCUCACUCCUGCCGUCAUCUUCAAGCGACCAACGCUCCCGCCUCAAUCUGUCUCUCCCAACACCAACCUUCGCAACCACCGCAACCGCAUUCGUGAGAUGCUUGGUGGCUCACCGGACGGAAGCUUGGGCAUCAUGGUUGACCCCGGCUUCGCGUAUCAGAAUCCGUACAGUCCAGCUGUCCAGAUCCCCAACGAAGAAAACUUCAAUCUUCACGAGUCUGGUUUCCAUGACACCUUUGAUGUCUUCGCAGACCUCACCAACCAGGACUCCCCGUCGAGGCCAUCAGCAAAGCGACCACGUCUGGAACGUGCGGCCACCACCUCCGGCAUUCUCGCCGACAUUACUGGCACCAAGUCCAAUGCUCGCCCGACCACCUUAACACCAGGCGGCUGGAAGUCUCCCUUCCUGAACUUCCCUGCUCUUCAAUCACCGCGCUUCUCUCUCUCGCCUAUCAAGGCCCCCACUUCGAACCCGCUCCAGCUGCCCGAGUCAAACCCGAAUGACCUCCCAGACUUGAACUACAGCCCGUUCAAAUUCGAGAUGCCCCAGGGCGAAGAACUCACUCAGCAUGACGACUUCUUCGGCGUGAACAUCCCCAGUGACGAAUCCGAAGAGCCCAGCUACGACAUCCUGAAGGCCUACCCACGCAUCGGCGCAGCCACAGUGGCACCGAACGGCUCACCGUCCAAGCCAACGCGUCCUGCAUUCGCGCGCAGCACCACGACGCGUUUCUAG